Oncorhynchus kisutch (coho salmon) is the source of this 3833-nucleotide messenger RNA. It is a transcript of the gene gnaz, whose product is annotated as guanine nucleotide binding protein (G protein), alpha z polypeptide. Gene Ontology annotation, biological process: adenylate cyclase-modulating G protein-coupled receptor signaling pathway. The record is from RefSeq and is a predicted model, not a curated record. Lineage: Eukaryota; Metazoa; Chordata; Actinopteri; Salmoniformes; Salmonidae. Bases 1087 to 2154 code for a protein of 355 amino acids. Gene Ontology annotation, molecular function: GTP binding; G protein-coupled receptor binding; G-protein beta/gamma-subunit complex binding. Gene Ontology annotation, cellular component: heterotrimeric G-protein complex; cytoplasm. The transcript has 4 exons.
CGCACGCACGCACACAUACACACACACCCUCCUCCCCCACCGCUGCAGUGUCUCAACUGCCUUGGAGCAAACAAGAGAGGAAAUAGAACACAGACAAUAAUAAGAAAGGCGAGAAAGAGGGGAAUAGAAAGAGAGAGAGAGAGAGAGGGUGUGAAAGACAGGAGAAUGUUGGACUAAGGGUGGAGUGCACACAGCCGUUCUCUUCCAGCAAGUGUUUGUCUGCAGUAUCCCUGGUGAAUGGAUGCUGGACGGUGAAACGGUCAGGAACCUCGACAGCACAUCCAAAGUGUCCCAGAACAACACAUGAAGCCUGCAUACUGAUGGAAGGUGGCAAGUCUGCAAGGACACCACUGUCUGCAGGUCUAAAACGGGGACCUUCAGUUUCCUGAGACGCACCACUGCGAGGAGGAAACGGAGCAGAAUAUAGCCCAGAGAGGAGGCAGACAAGGCGUGAAGGACUGCCCUGGAUGACUGCUGUCACCAAGAUAGGGAGCGGUGACAUGAGAGCCAUGAGGGAGGAGAGCGAGGGGGAUUUGCUGCACCUACACAUCAUCCCCGAACACUGUCUUCACUAACACCUCCAUCCCCAUUCCUGCUCCGUAAGUUUCCUCAGGGGGUGACCCCUGAUAUGACCCCCAGCACCUGUGGAAUUAGGCAGUCCAACCCAAGCCCCAGCUCCAGGCUCUAUGUGGGCAUCCCACCAUGUCCUGGUAGAGCUCUGUGCCAACGCCAGUCCCAAAUCCUGGGAUGAACCCACAGAGGACCAACGCACAGCCUCUAGAUCACGAGGAGAAUGAAAUAUUCCUGAGUCAUUCCUGCUCUAUGGUUCUCGUUUCCCUCUGUUUGCUCUGAGUGGAAGGUGUCUCUCUUGCUUCCCAUCAAGCCCCUGCAGCUUUGAAGAUUCCAACGUAAUCCUAUUCCUGCUCUGACAUCCAUCCCUCUCUUCGUUACUCUCUUAUCUCUGUUCCUUUUGAUCUUCCAGAUUAUUUUAGUUUGACCCCCCAUACGCACCCCCUUUUGCCACCCGACACGUUCUCCUCUGUGAUCACCACGUUUUCCUCGGUGUUCACCGCGUGGCAGACGACCAUGGGUUGCCGGCAGAGUUCGGAGGAGAAGGAGGCGGCGCGGCGCUCCCGGCGGAUCGACCGCCACCUGCGUUCGGAGAGCCAGCGGCAGCGGCGCGAGAUCAAGCUCCUUCUGCUGGGCACCAGCAACUCUGGCAAGAGCACCAUCGUCAAGCAGAUGAAGAUCAUCCACAGUGGAGGCUUCAAUCUGGACGCCUGCAAGGAGUACAAGCCCCUCAUCCUUUACAACGCCAUCGACUCGCUCACACGCAUCAUCCGUGCCCUGGCCACGCUCAAGAUCGACUUCCACAACCCCGACCGUGCCUAUGACGCCGUGCAGCUCUUCGCCCUAACCGGUCCGGCCGAGAGCAAAGGGGAGAUCACAGAGGAGCUGCAGGGGGUCAUGAAGCGCCUGUGGGCCGACUCAGGCGUGCAGGAGUGCUUCUGCCGCUCCAACGAGUACCACCUGGAGGAUAACACUGCCUACUAUCUGAACGACCUGGACCGCAUCUCCUCCAACGAGUUCAUCCCCACCGUGGAGGACAUCCUGUGCUCCCGCGACAUGACCACGGGCAUCGUGGAGAACAAGUUCACCUUCAAGGAGCUCACCUUCAAGAUGGUGGACGUGGGGGGGCAGCGCUCGGAGAGGAAGAAGUGGAUCCAUUGCUUUGAGGGCGUGACCGCCAUCAUUUUCUGUGUGGAGCUAAGUGGCUAUGACCUCAAGCUAUACGAGGACAACCAGACGAGUCGUAUGGCAGAGAGCCUGCGUCUGUUUGACUCCAUCUGCAACAACAACUGGUUCACCAACACCUCACUCAUCCUCUUCCUCAACAAGAAGGACCUGUUGGCCGAGAAGAUCAAGCGCAUCCCUCUGACUGUGUGCUUCGCCGACUACAGAGGUCAGAACACCUACGAGGAAGCGGCAGUCUACGUGCAGCGGCAGUUCGAGGACCUCAACCGCAACAAGGAGACCAAGGAGAUUUACUCGCACUUCACCUGCGCCACAGACACCAGCAACAUCCAGUUUGUGUUCGACGCCGUCACGGACGUGAUCAUCCAGAACAAUCUCAAGUACAUUGGGCUGUGCUAGGACUGGGGAUAGGGUGGGGAGGGGAGAGAGGGCUGCAUGGCAGCAGUAGACCCAUUCGCUACCAGGCCCGUUACACACAAAGCCUGUCUGUCAGUCUCUAUGAGGAAGUGUAGGAAAGAGAGAACCUGCAAGGUGGAGCAAGGGGGUUGGGAUUGUCAGAGACGGCUAUAGGAUCAACUGAUCUGCUUGAAAUAUUAGAGUUGAGGGUCAAAGGUCAAGAUGGGAUUUACCCAAGGUCAGCAUAAAUGUGUUUGCACUGAAUAUAUGAGUAUGUAGAGACACACACACACACACACACAUGCUUAUGUUUGCUCACACACAAGGACUUGGGAUCAACUGUCAAGCACUUGUUUGGCGUGGAAACAAUGGAAACUGAAGACAACCCCUACCCUCUGCCUGCCAAACCUGGUAUUGAACAGGAGUUCUUGACUGGCAGUUUCAGAGUUACGUUUGUCAUUUUAGGUUGUUUGAUUUGCCUCAGUCAAUUAAUGCUGCUUUGCGAAAAUCAAUAAAUUCCUGUGGAUUUUCCCCUAGAAAGCUUUUACCUGGCAAGGUAUAGGGAGAUGGUGAGUCACAGGUGUCCUGGGAAAAUAGUUGGAGGACAUGACUUAUGUCACAGGGUUUCUAUCCAAAGGAGAAAACUGCCACAGUUGAAAGCUGAAGUAAAGGGUAUUUUCUACACACACUGUAUCUCAUUUCUUGAGGGCUAAAUGGCUCUUUAAGGUUAUCUGUUGUCCCUCUUCAUUUUGUUUUCUGUUUUUUUUUGUUUAAAAAAAAUGUAUGUUUGUCAAACCUGCCCCUUAGAGCAGGUCUCUGACCUGCCAGGAGAGUGUUACACUCCAUAGAGUGGGAUGGUGUUCUCUAAGAUCAUUCCAGUUUCCAGCAACAAAGACAUCAAAAACAGUGCCAAUUUUAGUGUAAAUAAAAACAGAUCCCAUCAAUAAAUGUUGGUUUUAUUGACAGAAACAUUAAAACAUGCAUGAUUUUGUUAAUUGGGAUAUUGAUCAUUUUUUUUAUUUUGGAUUUGUUUUCUGUUAUUUUAGGUUUAACUAAUAUAUUCCCUGAAAUAUAUAUACAAGUCAAACACUGUGUACGAUUGUACAGCUGUUGUCUAAGAGGAAUUUAUUGAAAAGAGUACUAUAAAUUGAGAUUAUGAUGAAGAUGGUGACGAUGAUGACGCCAAUGGCAAGCUCAUUACAAACCCAGCAUGAGAUGAUAGAGUGGGUCGGGGGGGGGGGGGGGGUUAAAGGGAAAAAAGUUUGAAGACUGCAAAAAAUAUGAAUGCGAAAAAACAAACGCUUCAGUUUAAGCCUCCUUGCGCUAUCUACAUGGUAAUUGUUAUACAGUGGGUAUGAUGUGUAAAUAUACUGUAAGGUUCACUCUGUUAAAACAAUAAAUAAAAGGUUGAGCUGGAAUACUGUAAGUGAGAGAGAGAGAAUGUGAGAGUGAGAGAAAGAGAGAAUGUGUGUGAGAGAGAGAGAGAAUGUGAGAGAGAGAGAGAGAGAGAGAGAGAGAGAAAGCCCUGCUCUACUUCUCUCCUCCAACCCUCACCUUUUCAGCGAAGAGGAAACAACUCAGCUAAGGGCUUCAGGCUUGACUUUACAGGAUGUUCACUUCAACAAAAAACAACCAAUUUAGCCAAACAAUAAAAAUAAUAAAUAAAAUGAAUUAUGCAAAUU